This is a messenger RNA of Ogataea haglerorum, 504 nucleotides long. RefSeq lists its product as uncharacterized. The transcript has a single exon. NCBI's taxonomy places the organism in Eukaryota, Fungi, Ascomycota, Pichiomycetes, Pichiales, Pichiaceae. Gene Ontology annotation, biological process: protein folding in endoplasmic reticulum. The record is from RefSeq and is a predicted model, not a curated record. The coding region runs from base 1 to 504 and encodes 167 amino acids. Gene Ontology annotation, cellular component: EMC complex.
AUGGAUUGGGUCAGUCAAUAUAGAAGCCCGCCAAAAAGGGGUGACAAGCCAUCAGGGAAAUCUAUUUCGUCGCCUCCUGGAUUUGAUGAGCAGUUUUAUAGACAAUGGAAAGAAGGAAAGGUCAAGCCGCAAGGGAAGAUAUCAAACAAGAACUCUGACCUUGAGGAACUAAAAUACGAAAGAGCAUGGGAUUUGGCAAAGUCGCCCGCUAAAAGUAUUCCUAUGAACUUGAUAAUGAUGUACAUGUCACCCAAUUCGCUUCAGCUGAUUCCUGUCGUCAUGGUCUUGAUGCUUUUCGUCAACUCCAUCAAGGAGAUUUUUCAAGUUAGAGAAAAGUUCCGCGAUUUAGAGUUAAAUGAUAAUCAGGGAAAGACGUUUUUACAGUUUCUAUAUGUGGCAUGUUGCUGUGGAAACAUGGCCAUUGGCGUUUGGAAGCUGAACAAAUUGGGUCUGAUUCCAAACCGGAGCAGCGACUGGCUUAGCUGGGAGCCAAUUGAAGUGUAA